Molecule: messenger RNA, 689 nt
Organism: Daphnia magna
Lineage: Eukaryota; Metazoa; Arthropoda; Branchiopoda; Diplostraca; Daphniidae
Gene: baf
Product: barrier-to-autointegration factor
Exons: 3
Coding region: 160-432 (90 amino acids)
Molecular function (GO): DNA binding
Source: RefSeq, a predicted model, not a curated record
AUCGUUUUCCCAAAAAAGGAUUUGAACAGUCUGCACUCUGCAGCUACUAUAAGCGAUAAGCGUUGCUAACAUCACAGCUCACAGGGAAUCGGGGUACUUAAAGUUAUUAAUCGUUUUAUUCAGUUUUAUUCAUUAGUCAAGUCGUCAAUUUAAUCAAGAAUGUCAUCCACUUCACAGAAACAUCGUAACUUUGUGGCAGAGCCCAUGGGAGACAAGGCAGUCACUGACCUUGCUGGAAUUGGAGGAGUGCUUGGAGAUCGUCUAGAAAAGAAAGGCUUUGACAAAGCAUCUGUGGUAUUGGGACAGUUCUUAGUCUUGAAGAAGAACAAAGAACUGUUUGUAGAUUGGCUAAAAGACACAGCUGGUGCCAAUGCCAAACAAGCAGGAGAUUGCCACCAAUGUCUCUCAGACUGGUGUGAUGAAUUCCUCUAAUAUUUUUACUUCAUUUGGGUAUUAGUCUGUCCCCAGAUUUCAUCCCAAACUCACCUUCCAUCGUACAUAUUUCCAGCACACUAUACUUCGUACUUUUAAUAACCUGCUCCGCGCUGCCUUGAUGUAAUGGGCUCUCCAUCGUAUGUCUUUUAAAUUACGCAUGUGUGUAUGUCCCUUAAAAAUCUACAUACAAGUUAUACUUCUGGAACUAAAGACUUAACCGAACGAUAACAAAAAUAUAAUUAGUUCAAUGUGUA